Messenger RNA from Pygoscelis adeliae (Adelie penguin), 1047 nucleotides. Its product is annotated as cholesterol desaturase daf-36-like. Gene Ontology annotation, biological process: cholesterol metabolic process; chlorophyll biosynthetic process. NCBI's taxonomy places the organism in Eukaryota, Metazoa, Chordata, Aves, Sphenisciformes, Spheniscidae. The record is from RefSeq and is a predicted model, not a curated record. Gene Ontology annotation, cellular component: chloroplast. Gene Ontology annotation, molecular function: 2 iron, 2 sulfur cluster binding; chlorophyllide a oxygenase activity.
AUGUACACCUUUGGCAUGUGCACGGGUGUGUUUGAGGUGAAGCUACUGUUACCAGAGACUCCUGAAAUGUAUGAGCCUGUGCGCUCUCCUCUACACCUCUCAGAACAGCUCGCUGCAUUUCGCACCCAGGAUGGCGAAGCCUACAUGGUUGACGCUUACUCUCACCUCGGGGCUAACCUCGCCGCCAGCGGGCGCGUCGUGGGCGAUUGCAUCGAAUGCCCGUUUCAUGGCUGGCAGUUUCGAGGAGAAGAUGGAAAAUGCACCCGCAUCCCAUAUGCUGGAAAAGUGCCAGGUGCUGCGAGGGUCCGGACCUGGCCGUCCUGCGAGGUGAAUGGGAUGCUGCUGGUCUGGUACCACUGCGAAGGGGUCGGUCCGAGGUGGGCAGCGCCCGAGCAGCAGGAGAUUGCCACCAAAGAGUGGGCGUUCCGCGGGCAGACAGAGCACCUGGUCGACGUGCACAUCCAGAAAAUCCCCGAGAACGCGGCCGACACGGCUCACCUGGCUUUUCUCCACGGACCAGCUAUUCUGGGCGGUUCUGAUCUGAGAUAUACGAGGUCCAAGCUGUGGGAUUUUAUGAAGCACAUCUGGAAGGCCAAGUGCCGGCCGGAGCCGGAGCCCAACGAGCAUUGCUCCUGGCUGCUGGUUCAGCACAUCGCAACCAUCUUCGGGAAGCACGUCUCCUUGAUGGAUUUGGCGGUUUCAGCCAGGCGGGUGGGGUCAGGGCUGGUUUUCCUGAUCUUUGAACACGCUUUCCUGGGCCAUGGGAUCAUCCUGCAGAUGGUGACUCCCCUGGAGCCUCUCCUGCAUGUUGCUCACAAAAUCUACUACCGGAAGAACGUGCUGGCCAUGAUCCCCAAGUUCAUCCUGAGAGCAGAGUGCAUACAGUUUGAGUGUGAUAUGGCCAUCUGGAAUAACAAACACUAUCUGCCCAAGCCGCUGCUGGUCAGAGAGGACUCCAGCAUCCAGAAGCACCAGCGCUGGUAUGCCUAGUUCUACAGCGAGAAAAGCACAAGGCUCCCAGAGCAGAAGGAGGGCCUGGACUGGUGA